Messenger RNA from Theileria annulata, 318 nucleotides. RefSeq names its product 40S ribosomal S25 protein, putative. NCBI's taxonomy places the organism in Eukaryota, Apicomplexa, Aconoidasida, Piroplasmida, Theileriidae. The transcript has 2 exons. Bases 1 to 318 code for a protein of 105 amino acids. Gene Ontology annotation, molecular function: structural constituent of ribosome. Gene Ontology annotation, cellular component: cytosolic small ribosomal subunit. The record is from RefSeq and is a predicted model, not a curated record.
AUGGCUAUUAAGGAGAAGAAAUCAAAGGAAGCUGUUGCCAGGGCCGCUAUGGCCGGUGGUCGUUCCAAGCGCAAGAAAUGGGUAAAAGUACGUGCAAAAGAUAAAUUGAAUAAUUCUGUUUUAUUUGACAAGACAGCUUAUGAUAAGCUAAUGAACGAGAUUCCCAAGAGCAAGCUGAUUACAGUUUCAGUGGUAUCAGAACGUCUUAAGGUUAACGGUAGUCUCGCAAGACAAGCAUUACGUGAGUUGGAGUCCCUUAACCUGAUCAAACCAAUCUGUGAGCCACAUCACGCACAACUAUUAUACACCAAAGUUUAA